Daucus carota subsp. sativus is the source of this 1382-nucleotide messenger RNA. RefSeq names its product cytosolic sulfotransferase 13-like. The transcript has 2 exons. The coding region runs from base 1 to 1191 and encodes 396 amino acids. The record is from RefSeq and is a predicted model, not a curated record. NCBI's taxonomy places the organism in Eukaryota, Viridiplantae, Streptophyta, Magnoliopsida, Apiales, Apiaceae. Gene Ontology annotation, cellular component: cytoplasm. Gene Ontology annotation, biological process: sulfation. Gene Ontology annotation, molecular function: sulfotransferase activity.
AUGGCGGUGAAUUUGAUAGACGACGUCAAUUCCAAAUUUUCUUAUAGUGCUGGUCUUGAUUUUGCAGGAACAUGCUUCAGCUUGGGGACGGAGGGAGUAAAUUUAACUCUGGUCCAAACAUUAACAAUAGUAAAGCUCAGUCCUAACGCUCAAUGCAUUAUAUAUCACAUAUCUCUUCUUUGCAUAUCACACAACAUAUCAUGGAAGCCAAAACAACAGUCUCCUCCUCAGCAUGAUGAGACACUGGUUUAUAACCAAGAAUGGCUUUCAUCCCUGCCAAAAGAGAAAGGCAUAAUUGUAGACUACACUUAUCAGUACCAAGGAUUCUGGUAUAGUCCUUUAGGUCUGCAAGGCCUGAUCGACUGUCAACAACAUUUUCGAGCCCGAAAAAACGAUGUCUUCCUUGUAACUGCACCCAAAUCUGGCACCACCUGGAUGAAAGCCAUUCUCUAUGCUUUAGUCAACCGCCAAAACCAUCCUCCUCACCAGGCUCAUCACCCUCUGCGGAAAAACACUCCUCAUCAGCUUGUCCCUUUUUUCGAAACCACCAAGCCAUCCGAAUACGACUCAUUAUUCGUAGACAGCAGUAGUAGGAUCUUUGGCUGCCAUUUUCCCAUAAUUAGCCUCCCCAAGUCCAUAACAGAGGCGGAUGCUGACGGAUCAGCUAACGUCAAGAUUGUGUAUUUGUGCAGGGACAUCAGGGACACGUUUUUAUCGCUCUUUCACUUCGCCAACAAUGCAAGUCUUCGACCUUCUCCCAUUUCUCUGGAAGAGACGUUCCAUUUUUUCUGCAGAGGCACGACGACGGGUGGGCCUAUUUGGGAACAAAUCUUGGGGUAUUGGAAGGAAAGCCUGGAAAGACCAGAUAAGGUGCUGUUUAUGAGGUAUGAAGAGUUGAAGUCUGAGCCUCGUGCUCAGAUCAGGCGCCUCGCGCAGUUUCUUGGGAAGCCCUUCUCACCCGAGGAAGAAAAUUCGGAAAUGAUUGAUGAUAUCUUGAGUUUGUGUAGUUUUGGUAACAUGAGCAAACUGCAGGUUAAUAACACGGGACAUUUGGUGCCUGGAUUAAGCAAUAGUUCAUUUUUUCGGAAUGGUCAAGUUGGAGAGGGGAACAAGUGCCUUACUGCAGAGAUGGCUGCUCAGUUGGAUCAGAUUACUGAGGAAAAGUUCCGUGGUUCAGGACUAGUUCUUUGAUAUCGAAUUCAAGUGUCUGUUGCUUUUAGUACUAUUUUUUCCUUGUUGGCUUGUUUGUGUGUCUUUGCGUUUUAAGUUGUACUCCUCCAUGCCAAGUAUUGUAUCUUAUCGUGGUUUAAAUAUAUUAAUAAGAAUUUAUGAAUUGUAAUAAUUUAUAGAUUUUUUUUAUAUGCUGAGGAUACUUCAUGUCC